CUUCUUUCUUGUUUUGCUUAUCCGUAUAAAUUGCUUUCUCUCUCUAUAUAACUAAUAUACAUAUCUUCUAGUUUAAUUUUCUUCAUUGGCUUCCAGCAGAGACAUAAUGAGUCCGGCAAGGUUUCAUAACCCACAUAACAUUAAUGGCACUCGCCCAUCUCCAUUGAAGAUCAACAAAGAAUCUCAUCUGGUUCAGAAACAGUCAUCGUCCUCAUCAAUAUCAGUAAUAGCUCCAGUUGGCGGUGAUGGUGGGGUUGGAAAUGGAGUUAAGCAGCAACGAAAGAAUCCGGUCAUUAUCUACACGCAUUCACCUAAAGUUAUCCACACACAAGCAAGAGAUUUCAUGGCGUUAGUUCAAAAACUUACGGGUCUUUCCAGCUCUGGAAAUGAUGAAACUGCGAUGAUUCAAAAGCGACGACAUCUACAAAAGGGUUUAAAGCCUGUUAGUGUUGGUAAUGAAGAUAAUGAGCCUUCUUCAGUUAGUUCAACUGAUGAGAAACGUGGCGGUGGUGACAUUUCGCCGAUUCUUAAUCCGCCGAAAAAUAAUAACUUCGCUGAUAUUCCUUUAUUCACACCGACGGCGGUGGAUUUCUUUAGCCCGAGAUCGCCUAGGCCUGUAUGUGCAAUGUCGUCACCGAAGAUGAUGAGUCCGAUGUCUUCUUCUGUUUUGGAGUUCAUCAAAGGGCUACCUGAAUAUUGAAAUGCAUGGCUAUAUGAAGAAGAAGAAGAAGUAAAGUUAAUUAGUAAUUAGUUAAUUGGAUUUAUUUCUCUCUCUCUCUCUCUCUCUCUUAAUUUUGAAAUUUAGGGAGAUGGGAAACUAUCAAAUGUGAACUAGCAUGUUCAUUUUAAUUUAUUAAUUCUUUAACCAUCCAAUAAGGGAAAAGUUCAAUCUCUCAUGCUCGGUUAUCGCAUUGAUCAGUUUUCAUCUCACGUUUAAUUAAUUAAUUAAUUAAUUUGUACUUAAGGGUUAAAUCUUUAACAUAAUUAUUGUCCAUAAAAGACGAAGAAGUUGAAUAUUGGUCAUAUAACACCAUAGGUAGAGUGCAAGA
Jatropha curcas is the source of this 1049-nucleotide messenger RNA. It is a transcript of the gene PDE337, whose product is annotated as VQ motif-containing protein. NCBI's taxonomy places the organism in Eukaryota, Viridiplantae, Streptophyta, Magnoliopsida, Malpighiales, Euphorbiaceae. Gene Ontology annotation, cellular component: nucleus. The record is from RefSeq and is a predicted model, not a curated record.